AUGAUUCGUUAUGCAAAUAAUCGCUCGAAUACAGUUGGCGACCUGCAAGAUAGGCUUGCAGGUUAUGGCAGAUUUGUGGGCAAUCGUUUGCUGGAUGUUAUUGUACUGAGAGAGAAAGGCUACCGGCGAGAGACUAAGUUACUGAAUAUGUUGAUGUUUGUGAAAGGAACAAUUUGGAAAAACCUGUUUAACAAGGAAGCUGAUAAGCUGGAAAGGAGCAACGAUGACCCAUGCCAGUGU
Messenger RNA from Gongylonema pulchrum, 240 nucleotides. Lineage: Eukaryota; Metazoa; Nematoda; Chromadorea; Rhabditida; Gongylonematidae. The record is from the annotation of a GenBank genome assembly.